CCCCCGGCGAACCUCCUCCCAACUCAGCUCCCGCCGAUUUUAAUGACCCUUCAAAGAAGGUAGACGGGAAGGUUGUAAUUUGGAGGAUUUGGUCUGACGGGCCACGCCCUUUCCUCGGCUUUUGGUCUAGCUAGGCCACGCCCACCACGGGGGAGCUCGUUCUAGAUCACGCCCCCUCUGAGCGCACAGUAGUAGAACCUAAAUGGAGGAGCAGUGAUCCUGGUGAAUUGAACCAGCGAAACUAACCCAGCGAAGGCCGUAGAGGGCCGUAUUUCACUUGCGUCGUCUGAGGUCGCCCCGCCCCGCCGUUUUCGCGGCGCCCUCUUGGUUUUGUGCCUGCGCGCGGCUCCCGCGAGCUCACAGGUUGGGCGAACACGCACGGAGUGGCCGGGGCGCGCAGAAGGGGAGGGGCAGGCAGCGUCAGGCGCGCGCCCGCCUGGAGUGACGCGAAGGGAGCAGGCGAGUCGGGAGGAUCGGGUGGGUAGAGCGGUGCGGUCAGGUUGUUUGGAGGGCUGUGCGUAAGGUCGCUCUGGGCAUGAGGGCGCUCAUCUCACUGGGCCACUCGGUUCUAGGAGCCGAUCCGGGGCAGCGGGCGGAGAACACCGGGUCACGCCGCUCCCGGGUAGUCUGUCCGCCAGCCCGUCUGCCCGCGCUUCGCGGGCCCUGCCGGUCAGGAUCAGAUCAACCAUUGACUUGCCCUCUAACAUAGUCAGCUGAAAGCGACUUCAAGUUUCUUCAGGAUGCCUGCGGCACUUGUGGAGAACAGCCAGGUCAUCUGUGAAGUCUGGGCCAGCAAUCUAGAAGAAGAGAUGAGGAAGAUCCGAGAAAUCGUGCUCAGUUACAGUUAUAUUGCCAUGGACACAGAAUUCCCAGGUGUUGUGGUGCGACCCAUUGGUGAAUUUCGUAGUUCCAUAGAUUACCAGUAUCAGCUUUUACGGUGCAAUGUUGACCUUUUAAAAAUUAUCCAGCUGGGCCUUACAUUCACGAAUGAGAAGGGAGAAUAUCCUUCUGGAAUCAACACUUGGCAGUUCAACUUCAAAUUCAACCUUACAGAGGACAUGUACUCCCAGGACUCCAUAGAUCUCCUUGCUAACUCAGGACUGCAGUUUCAGAAGCAUGAAGAGGAAGGGAUUGACACAUUGCACUUUGCAGAGCUGCUUAUGACAUCAGGGGUGGUCCUCUGUGACAAUGUCAAAUGGCUUUCAUUUCACAGUGGCUAUGAUUUUGGCUACAUGGUAAAGUUACUUACGGAUUCUCGUUUGCCAGAAGAGGAACACGAAUUCUUUCACAUUUUGAACCUUUUCUUCCCAUCCAUUUAUGAUGUGAAAUACCUGAUGAAAAGUUGCAAAAAUCUUAAGGGAGGUCUUCAGGAAGUUGCUGAUCAGUUGGAUUUGCAGAGAAUUGGAAGGCAGCACCAGGCAGGCUCAGACUCACUGCUAACGGGAAUGGCAUUCUUCAGGAUGAAAGAGUUGUUUUUUGAGGACAGUAUUGAUGAUGCCAAGUACUGUGGGCGGCUCUAUGGCCUAGGCACGGGAGUGGCCCAGAAGCAGAAUGAGGAUGUGGACUCUGCCCAGGAGAAGAUGAGCAUCCUGGCCAUCAUCAACAACAUGCAGCAGUGAUGGCGGCAAGGCUCUGCAGGGUGGGCCUGGUCCCAGAGUGGUGCUUCAUGUGCUGACUGUGUGUACUUAUCUUCCUGCCCAAGAGAAAAGGCUUCUUUUGAGCAAACUGUACCUACCAUCUGCGUUGACAGAAAGACUUUUGUUUUACUGAAGACAAAAGAUGUCUUUAUUUUAGAUCCAGAAGAACGGAGUUUGCUCUGAAUUUGUAAACACGUCUUCCCUAUUCCUCAUCCCUAAGCCUCUCUUCUCCAGUUGCCUCCUGCCACCAGCAUCCAUGGCUCAUUUGACACCUUCUAAAAUCCAGGACAAGUCAGAAACAAACUAGUAAAAUGUAUAUAACUCUUA
Molecule: messenger RNA, 1964 nt
Organism: Physeter macrocephalus (sperm whale)
Lineage: Eukaryota; Metazoa; Chordata; Mammalia; Artiodactyla; Physeteridae
Gene: CNOT8
Product: CCR4-NOT transcription complex subunit 8
Exons: 7
Coding region: 741-1619 (292 amino acids)
Cellular component (GO): CCR4-NOT core complex; P-body; CCR4-NOT complex
Molecular function (GO): nucleic acid binding; poly(A)-specific ribonuclease activity
Source: RefSeq, a predicted model, not a curated record